AGUUGUGAAAUUAUCAACUGUCAAUUUCAAUUGUCAUUGUCAAAAUGUCAAAUCAAAUGCAUUUGUGAUAUGUGAAUUUGGUUUCACUUUUACCGGUUCAAUUGAUUUUAUUAUAGUAGGAUAUAACUUUAUUGUUUACACUAAAGAAUCUCUCAAAAUGGCGGUUAACAGUGCCACGUCUUUCGUCCUAUCGUCUAUCCUAACCUUGUUGAUAUUUUCUGGAAUGCAAAUGUACAAGCCACUUUUAGUAAGAUCUCCGAUAACAAUUAUAUUUGGUGGCUAUUUGGGAUCUAUUAUGUUCAUGUUCUUUGUUACUGCUAUAGGUAACUUGGAAGCUACACUGUUUGGUAAAAACUUCCAGCUGAAACUGCCAGAGAUUGCAUUGUCAAUGCUCAUUUCACUCAUUGCAGCUGGCAUGGUGCACAGGAUUUGUUUUACUACAUGUUUAAUAUUCUCACUUAUAACUAUCUACUACAUGAAUAAGCUGUCACAGAAAAUGUAUGUUACGGCACCAGCAGCCCCUGCACCUGUGAAGAAUCGUCGCCAUAAAUAGAGUUAAAUAUUUGUCAUAUUUUCCUAAUAAAUAUUUUAAUAAUACAUA
Messenger RNA from Bicyclus anynana (squinting bush brown), 601 nucleotides. RefSeq names its product protein KRTCAP2 homolog. The coding region runs from base 158 to 553 and encodes 131 amino acids. The transcript has 4 exons. NCBI's taxonomy places the organism in Eukaryota, Metazoa, Arthropoda, Insecta, Lepidoptera, Nymphalidae. The record is from RefSeq and is a predicted model, not a curated record.